Molecule: messenger RNA, 1154 nt
Organism: Morus notabilis
Lineage: Eukaryota; Viridiplantae; Streptophyta; Magnoliopsida; Rosales; Moraceae
Product: selenoprotein H
Exons: 4
Coding region: 263-817 (184 amino acids)
Cellular component (GO): Golgi apparatus
Source: RefSeq, a predicted model, not a curated record
CCCCCUCACAGUUACGUUGUCCAUGUCCCUCCGAUCUUCCCUCAAACCCCAAAACUAAUCUCGACCGUCCGUUCAAAAUUACCCCCCAAUAAAAACGCGGGAAAUAGGAAAUAUCUUUGCAGUCCCAGACCCCCAGUGUCCCUUCCCUGUUAUAGAGAGAGAAAGAGAGGAGAGAGAAAGAGCGAGAGUGAAGGAGAGAGAGAGAGGGUUUGUUCUUGCUUGUCGGAGAAGAAACGCGAGAAAGCUCUGCUGAGAUACUGCCAUGGCGCCGAGGAAAAGGAAAGCGGACCAAGCGGAGGCCGUAGCCGCACCGGCUAGGGUGACUCGGAGCUCGACUCGGCGAGCUGCUGAGUCGAACUCGGCUAACUCAGUUCGCGAGUCGCCUAAGCCCGAGAAGAGAGGAAAGAAGAAGGCGGACGGAGCCGAGAAGAAGGAGAAGAAGCUAAAAGUGGAGUCCGAGGAAAACGCAGCGGCUAAAAAUGGGGUAAAGGAGGAAGCUUUGGGGGUUGUCGAUGGCGAGACGAAGAAGAAUGUGGUUGUCGAUGGGGAGAAGAAGAAGACUGUUGUCAUUGAACACUGCAAACAGUGCAAUUCCUUCAAGACCAGGGCUUUGCAGGUGAAAGAGGGUUUGGAAAAGGAUGUUCCUGGCAUCACCGUUGAGGUCAAUCCUGACAAGCCAAGGAGGGGCUGCUUUGAGAUCCGGGAGAAAGGUGGGGAGACUUUCAUCAGUCUUUUGGAAUUGAAGCGACCAUUCAAGCCGAUGAAGGAUCUGGACAUGAAUCAAGUCAUUGAUGAUAUCAUUGGCAAGAUUAAUUGAUGGGCACUUGCAACUUGCGGUGCAGUGUUAGGAUUAUCACAUAAAUCUUUUUGUGGCAUUGGGCUGAUAUUGAGUUUAAUCCGGUUGCCUCGACAUUAAAAUCUUCACCAUAGAUUUCUCUGAUCUAGUUUUUGACAUUUCUCUGUUUCUAAUUUCAAGGCAUGUAAAGCAGUAGACAUGCAUUUAACGCAGGCAUGUAUGAUGAAUCGAUGCAUACAAGUGAAUUUUGGUGGUGAUGGUUGUAGCAAAUCAAGUCCUUUUGUAUUGCUCCUUGAAGCAAACUCGGUGAAGUCCAAUUGCAGGAUAAUUCAAACUUCAAAGCUGUGGAUUAUUGACA